AUGGAUAAAUCACCUCUUCAACCUUCCGAUGUCCCGACGUCGAUACACCAAGCCACUCAACCGCACCUCACACCCGAGACCUUCAAAAAGGUGCUCGGAAAGCUCAUUUCGUCGCCAAAGAGCUUUACACGAGAAGAUACGAUCCUAGCAUUCGAGCAUCUCCUCGAUCCGUCGAGUACCCUUCCGAGUCAGAUUGGUAGCUUCUUGACUGCGCUACAUCUUAGUGGUCGAGAGGGCGAUGUCGACAUCUUGGCUGGCGGUGCAGAAGUUCUACGCCGAUAUGCCAUCGUAGUCGACGUUCCCGAGGAGGAGACGAACUCGAAACCAAGGAUGGUCGUCGAUAUCGUUGGCACCGGUGGAGAUGGACACAAUACCUUUAAUGUCAGCACGACUGCAGCCGUCAUCGCAGCUGGAGCCGGUGCGAGGGUUUAUAAACACGGGAACCGCGCUUCGACGUCUUCUUCUGGAGCAGCAGACCUCUUGAUCACUCUCGGGUGUCCGCUUUCGCCACACAUAUCUUCACCUCGAUCGGUACCAGAUCCCAAAUUCCGCUUCCUUCUCGCCCCCCACCAUCACCCUCUUCUAGCACCAUUAGCUCCUAUUCGUCGCACUCUUCCUCAUAGAACCAUCCUCAACCUCCUUGGACCACUCGUCAACCCCUCACGUCCAGCUGCGAUUGUGAUUGGCGUCGCACACGCUUCGCUUGGACCGACGUUCAUCAAGGCACUCAGCUGCGACGAAAAGGUCCAACGAGCAUGGGUGGUCUGUGGGGAAGAAGGUUUAGACGAGAUUUCGUGUGCAGGACCGACUCAUGUAUGGGAGUACAUGCGCGGUCGUUCAGAUGGAGAGUUUGCGGAGUUUUCCAUCGAGCCAAGCUCGUUUGGACUGCGAGCACAUUCGCUGGACAUGGUCAAAGGCGGCAAGGGACCAGAGGAGAAUGCCGAGACGUUUAUGCAUCUAAUCAACCCGGAGAAGUGGGGAGCAAGAAAGGGUCCUUCGGAGGAUGUCACCCCUGUCCUGGAGUUUGUGCUGAUGAACGCUGCUGCCGUUCUCCUAGUCGCGGACGUCGCAAACAGUCUGGAGGAAGGUGUGCGAUUGGCGAGAGAGAGCGUGGUAUCCGGAAACGCUUGGGAUGCAUUCUGUUCAUUUAGGGAUUGGGAUAACAGCUCAUAG
Messenger RNA from Serendipita indica DSM 11827, 1173 nucleotides. NCBI's taxonomy places the organism in Eukaryota, Fungi, Basidiomycota, Agaricomycetes, Sebacinales, Serendipitaceae. The record is from the annotation of a GenBank genome assembly.